AUGACGAGUGUCCAUCCCGAGUCCCCUGAGGACUUCGAGUUCAUCGAGACUCCUGCUGCUUCCGCGACUACUCCCGCGGACGACUGUGGCGUGAGGACGACAUCGUACCCUGCCAUCAAAAAUGCUCCCGUUCCAGCAGACUCUGCGGGAAGUGACAGCUUCUCCAACAUUCUGCUCUUCUCCCUGCUCUUCCUGAUCCCAUGGUAUCUGGCCCGCCAGGUUGGUGGUGGAUUCUACACCACCAUCUUCUUCGCCAUCUUUACCACCAUUCCCAUCCUGAUGGCCUUCUGGUCUAUCGCUUCAUCGAUCUCUCCCCGCAAGAAUGAAAAGGCCAAGUAUGCCGGCCGUCCCGUCGAGCACUACCUUGAAUUCCACAGCGAGCACGACCGUGCCACCUACCGCGGCAAGAGCAAGAUCCCCAUGGAGAUUUUCUAUGAGAAGUACUUCAAUGGCGAGGUCGACUUGAAGGGCGAUGCGCUUGAAAUUCUCGAGUUCCGCCACGACUGGGCUAGCUUCCGCUUCACCAUGGGUCUCUACAAGCACUUCCUCUUUGGUUUCAUCCCCGAGUUGCUGAUGCACACUCGCUCUCAGGAUGAGGAGCAGGUCCGUGACCACUACGACCGAGGUGAUGACUUCUACGCUUGGUUCUUGGGUCCCCGUAUGAUCUACACCUCUGGUCUGAUUGGUGACAUCAAUAAGGAGGAGACUCUUGAGGAGCUCCAGGAUAACAAGCUGGCUGUUGUUUGCGAGAAGAUUGGUGUCAAGCCUGGUGACACUAUCCUCGAUCUCGGAUGUGGCUGGGGUACUCUUGCCAAAUACGCUUCCGUCCACUAUGGCGCUCAGGUUACCGGUAUCACUCUUGGCCGUAACCAGACUGCUUGGGGUAACAAGGGCCUCCGUGACGCUGGUGUCGAGGAGGACCAGAGCCGUAUUCUUUGCUUGGACUACCGUGAUGCUCCCCGUAUCUCUGGCGGAUACAAGAAGAUCACCUGUCUUGAGAUGGCUGAGCACGUCGGUGUCCGUCACUUCACUACCUUCUUGUCUCAGGUUUACGAUAUGCUCGACGAGGACGGUGUUUUCUUCUUGCAGAUUGCUGGUAUCCGCAAGUCCUGGCAGUAUGAGGACCUCAUCUGGGGUCUUUUCAUGAACAAGUACAUCUUCCCCGGAGCUGACGCCAGUACUCCCCUUGGAUUCGUUGUCGACCGACUUGAGGCCGCUGGUUUCGAGAUCAAGGGUGUUGACACCAUUGGUGUUCACUAUUCCGCCACUCUCUGGCGCUGGUACCGUAACUGGAUGGGCAACCGCGAGAAGGUUGAGGCCAAGUACGGCAAGAGAUGGUUCAGAAUUUGGGAAUACUUCCUCGCCUCCUCCACCAUCACCUCUCGCCAGGGUGGUGCUACCUGCUGGCAGCUCACCCUCGUCAAGAACAUCAACUCCACUCACCGUGUUGAGGGCAUCAAUUCGCAAUACGGUCUCACCGGAGCCCGUCAGACUGCCAUCGACAACGUUGGCCACGGUGCUGUCCCUAGCGCCUUCGUCCCCAAGAAGGCCUAA
This is a messenger RNA of Aspergillus wentii DTO 134E9, 1554 nucleotides long. RefSeq names its product putative cyclopropane-fatty-acyl-phospholipid synthase. Bases 1 to 1554 code for a protein of 517 amino acids. The transcript has 4 exons. NCBI's taxonomy places the organism in Eukaryota, Fungi, Ascomycota, Eurotiomycetes, Eurotiales, Aspergillaceae. The record is from RefSeq and is a predicted model, not a curated record. Gene Ontology annotation, biological process: cellular response to biotic stimulus.